AUGGGCACGGCGUUGGAUGCGCUGACCACUCAGCCAUUGGUGAAUCGCCGGCCUGCAGCCCCGACCUUACCGAGUUUCGAACUCCCGCCGCCUCAGUUUGGAUUGCCCGGAGGUGUCGCGCAAAAAUAUUCGACCCACCAAAAUCAUCCUCCUGUGUCGCAUCCACCCGCCAAUGUAAGCGUGGGCAAUCUGCUAACCCCACCGGCGACAAAUCAGUCUGGAGAGACUAUCCACCCCGCACAUCAUUUGGCAUCCGCGGGAGCUUCCGAGCUGCCUCCGACAUAUUGGUCAGGGAACAGCCCGUACGGAGGACCGGGAUCAAAUAACCAGACCUGGGCUUCUGGGGUACACGCAGCCUAUCAGGGCCGUCCGGCAUUUUCGCCUGGGGGUCUAAGCCGUUCUAGCGUGACAUCUCCUCCUACCACGGACGGGCUACCUCAGCCAUUUGAGGCGCCAUCAUUAGCCUCUUUCCAACAAGGCUUGCCCGCACCGCCUUCUAGUCUUUCCCACGCACACCCAGCUACCAUGGCCUUAUAUCCACCGGGACACGCUACAUCUCCCGCACCAUUGCCCUCAAAUGACCCUUAUGCGCCCAAACAUCCUUCUCUAUAUGGCGCCCCACCGCAUCUGAGUCCCCACCAAGGUGGAUAUUCUCCUAUCUAUGGCGCUCCUUCCAUGGGAGCUGCCGGAGUUGGAAUGAACCACUCCGCACGCAUGUCUGCCCAAAGCCCGACAGGCCAACCACACCUGGGAUACAGUCGUCCGCCCUGGCCCUCGUACUCACUCCCCGCGAUGAACGGACCCGUGAUGACAAACGUCCACAGCCCGAAUAGCCCCAUGGCUAUGAUGGGAGGCAUGCAGCCAGGCUUCCUAUCCGGUUUCAACAGCGGACAUGUGGCAAACAACCAGCAUCUUUAUGGAGGUCACCCACCACCCCACGGUCUUCCUGCGCCAGCCCCGGAUCGUCCAUUCAAGUGUGAUCAAUGCCCUCAGAGCUUCAAUCGCAACCACGAUCUUAAACGGCACAAGCGAAUUCACCUGGCCGUGAAGCCGUUCCCUUGCUCCCACUGUGACAAGAGCUUUUCGCGCAAAGAUGCGCUCAAGCGGCAUAUUCUGGUCAAGGGUUGCGGUAAGGAUGGUGACUCCGAAACCAAUCAAACCGACAUCAAGGGCGAACGAAGUGAGGACGGCAGUCCCACACUCAACGGACGAGCUUAA
This is a messenger RNA of Penicillium odoratum, 1218 nucleotides long. RefSeq names its product putative C2H2 finger domain protein. Gene Ontology annotation, cellular component: nucleus. The coding region runs from base 1 to 1218 and encodes 405 amino acids. Gene Ontology annotation, molecular function: RNA polymerase II transcription regulatory region sequence-specific DNA binding; DNA-binding transcription factor activity, RNA polymerase II-specific. Gene Ontology annotation, biological process: regulation of transcription by RNA polymerase II. Lineage: Eukaryota; Fungi; Ascomycota; Eurotiomycetes; Eurotiales; Aspergillaceae. The record is from RefSeq and is a predicted model, not a curated record. The transcript has 2 exons.